GUGUGUGUGUUCCAAAAUAAAAACCACUGACUGAGGUCUGCGCCCGCUGUCCUCCACAGCUGGAAGUGUGAUUUGCUCGGCGUCAAUCUCAACAACACGCUCCGUCCCCUCCCCUCCAUCCUGGACAGGAAAUUACAUUUCCCACUCACUCGCCAGACUCAGACGUGUGUGUGUGUGUGUGUGUGUGUGUGUCCUCGCACGUGCUCACCUGUCUGUUUGUGUCUGCCCUGUGUGCAUGUCCAUAUGUUUGUGUGUGUGUGCACGUGAGUGUGCCAAAUGUGUUUUCACUGUGUGUGACAGGAGGGGGGAGGGGCAGGGGGAGGUUCUGAGUGUCCAAUGUUUCAUAUUACACUCCUUUGCUAGGGGUGGAAAAAAAAGAGAAGAAGAGGAGGAGGAGGAGGAAACCUGGGGCUCCUUUUCUUCAGAGGCAUUUAACUGGGAGUUUAUGGAGGCUGCAGCCGUGGAAAAUGAAGAUCUCCUCUGUGGUCUUCGCUCUCCUGACUCGAGCACUGUUUGGAGAUUUGUGUUUGGCCAUCAACGUCACCAUCGUCCCAUCCCCCUUCACGGUGGCCCAGGAGGGUCAAAAUAUCACCCUCUCCUGUAUUGUGUCCCAGCGGCGCCGAAAUACCGCUUUACCUGUGGUGAAAUGGACCUUCCUACCAGCGGGCACCGACCGGCAAGAGGACGAACUCCUCAUCGCCCGGGUCAACAUGAGGAAGGCCCGUUUCUACGGCAACUACACCAAGAGCUUCCCGUGGCCCAAGCUGAAGCUGACGGUGGUGAAGCAGGGGAAGAUCUUUGACCUGCUGAUCCUGAACGUGUCCGAGGGGGACCGGGGGCUCUACAUGUGCCGGGUGCAGGAGUUUAAAAAGCACCAGGACCGCUGGAAGGCCUCGUCCAACUGCACCGCUGCUACUGAGCUCAGAGUGCAUGUCCUGCCGCCCACCAAGGCCAAAGAAAGCCUGUGGACCUUGUUUGAAGAUGUGUACCUGUGUGCAGUGCUGAUCUGCUCAGUGGGCCUGCUGUGCAUGUGCAUGUUCACGGUGACGGUGACCUGCCAGUACAUACAGAGAAAGCAGAGGUUAAAAGAUAAUUACCACCUGGUCAAAAGCCCACAAAACAGCUCAGGAGAGACAGUCACCAGUGUGGUCAGUGUGUCUCCUGCUCUGCCGAAGAAGGAGAGGAGGUACAGGAAGAAAAGGAGCAGAGACUACCAAGAGGAGAUACCACCAGAGAUACCGGCCAAAGCUCCCAUUGGAGACAAAACAAGGAAACCCAAACUUUUAAAACCACAACCAAGGAAAGUGUUGCUGCCGAAGAUAGUGGAGGAGAAUCUGACCUAUGCAGAGUUGGAUCUGGUGAAGCCAAUUCCAGAGGCCAAGGCAUCGCGUAGCGGCACCGUAUAUGCUCAGAUACUGUUCGAGGAGCAGCAGCUAUGAGAGAAACACACACACCACUGGUAACUGUGCCUUGUGUAAAAAAUAUUGUCUAUUUAUAGUCUGUAUUGUUUUGUAUUCAAAUGGUUUGUGAAGGGCAAAAUGUGCUAUGUCUCAAAAUUAUGACAAAACUGUACAUAUGAUUUAUAUGAACUUAUAACUUUCUCUUAUGAGACCAAGGUGCAAAAGGGAAAUGUUUUGUGUACUGGUAGUACUUUUCUUUUGCACGCAUGUUUGAAUCCUGUGUAACUCAAACUGGGAACACAAUAGAAGACUCCAAUGCUGAUUUAGACCAGAUUUGUCCAUCAUUACAAUCACAAGUGAGAUUGGCUACUUCAUUUUACAGGCUAAUCUGAGCCUUGUUUCAGUCGAUAUUUGCAACGUUAUCGACAUCAAGAUUACUCUGAAGUGAGGUGAUAAGGGUAACCAGGGGGUAAUUAGCUUAGCUUAGCAUAAAGAGCAGAGGCAGGGGAAAUCAGCUGGCCUGCCUGUAGCUAGCAAGCAUGCUACAUGGCUAGGGGAAGUUAGUUUUUCCACAGUUUGAGUUCCUGUACAUCCCUAACUGCCUGUAAAAUGUUUGUUUGUCACAAUGAGAUACAAUGCAUUAACUUAAUUUGUUAACUUUAAAGGCGUUGUACUUCUGAACUUUAGAAAACCAGGCUAACUGUUUUCCCUCCAGACUUUGGGACUUUCCCAAGUUAAGCUAAUUGCCUCCCGGCUUUAGCUUCAUGCUUAAUGUACAGACAUGAGAGAGGUAUGGGUCUUCUUAUCUAAGCUAUUACCCCUUUAAAUCUACAAAUUCACAUUAUUCUUGAUGCUGGCAUCAAUACAUUUAAAUACACAAAGGCUCUAUGUAAGCAACAAACUUCAUUUUGUUUGUUGCGCUUCAUAAACUGAUAAACCGAUAUACUGGUUCCUGUGAAAUCAUAGCUCACAUUUAUUUGACACUCACUCGCACAGUGAAUUGUGGGAAACCCCGUCGAGACUCAGCAGAUUUAUGAACAGGAGACAAAAUAAAUUAGAGACAUCCGUUGUUAUGAAUGUGAUUCACUUCUAGUGUGUUCCCAGCAUUAUCUGCCUCACAACAUCUGCACUCAGCCUGUUUUUGUGUGUCAGGCUGCAGUUUAUAAUGACCACAGCUCCACAGAGUUGAUAUUAAUGUAGCGAUUAGCCCCCCAACCCCCUUAAACAGGCAAGUAUGUGAGACCAUGCGAGCCCUUUCAUCUGGUGCCAACAUCAACUUAACAGGCUGUCAGCAACACACAUGUAUAUAUACAUACAUGCAAGGGUGGAGGUGCAUGCAGGAUAAACACCAUUAUAGGUUCACACACAAAGGCACAUACUGUAAAUCCAAAAAGCUGCAAACAAUUUUGACACCUGAUCUUCAAACAAGGACAAACACAGACCAGUUUACUUAAAAUUUUAAGGUGAUUUUGUUGUUGGAGAUGAGAUAAGAGCCAGAGGCCACAUCAGCUGUAGUCCCACAUACCUUUGCUAUGGCCUCCUUGCUUUCUCACUUUCCAUGAAUUUGAGCGUGAAAGUGCUUAGGACUCUUUUUCCAUUUAAUGAUCCUCUGGAUUCAGGCAUGGAAAAAGCCAAGGAGAGUUUUUUAAACAGUGAACUUGAAACCCAGACACAAAGGCACCGGAUCCCUCCCUUCUCCCAAGACUUCCACUAUCUUAUGUGGAGUUAUCCAUGCAGAAGGAGCCCUACUACAAAGGAAGUCCUCCUGAAUGUUAGCUAAACUGGCUAAUCACCCAGUAACCAGUAGUUUGAGUCACUUGUGUAAAAUCAUUUGACUCCUCUCCCCUUUAAAGUUAAGUAACCACUUUAUGAGAAACUAUGUAGCAAUUAUAGUUAGCUGAUAUCCACAUGUAAGCGUAUGAAAAGUUGUAUGUAAAAUUGUAUAGUUAUAGUCUCGAUCAGAAGUUGUAGCACAAAAGCUAACUUCCAAAAUGGCUGCCUGUCACUUGAAAAGGCAGCACAGGACAGGGGUUUCUGGUUAUCACUGCAAAUUUAAAACAAAAUCCUACAGCAAGCUUACAGUUAUGUACUUGGACAUCUUUUGCUCCCCUCACUAUAUAUUAUUACAUUACAAUGUAAACCACUGUUGACCUCUGCAUUUGUUAGCAUUCCAAGUUUCCAUUGUUCUCUUCUGUUCAUUUCAGCUGCACAGUGUGUAUUAUCCUGAUAUAGAAUGACUGAAAGUGACCUUUCAGUGGUGGGUAGAAGUGUCUUAAAAAUGCCCUUAAACUGUGAAAUGUAAAGUUUCUUCCAGACCACAUUGUCCUUAAUGGGAGUCCACUAACCAGAACCAUGUGUGUGAAUGGUGCCUCUCUGCUCUCUCCCACUCUUCCCCUCUUCCUCUCUGCCCACCACUGACCUCUGCAUUCACCAGCAUUCCAGCAUUUCUGCUCUUGUUCAUUUUGUACAUUUAAGCUGUACAGUUUGUCUAUCAAUGAAUGAAAUAAAUACGAAAGUGGAUGUAA
Lates calcarifer (barramundi perch) is the source of this 3925-nucleotide messenger RNA. RefSeq names its product V-set and transmembrane domain containing 4b (gene vstm4b). The record is from RefSeq and is a predicted model, not a curated record. NCBI's taxonomy places the organism in Eukaryota, Metazoa, Chordata, Actinopteri, Centropomidae.